This is a messenger RNA of Medicago truncatula (barrel medic), 1813 nucleotides long. RefSeq names its product F-box/FBD/LRR-repeat protein At5g18770. NCBI's taxonomy places the organism in Eukaryota, Viridiplantae, Streptophyta, Magnoliopsida, Fabales, Fabaceae. The coding region runs from base 204 to 1430 and encodes 408 amino acids. The transcript has 4 exons. The record is from RefSeq and is a predicted model, not a curated record. Gene Ontology annotation, molecular function: protein binding.
UGCAUAAACAUGAUCACGUUGUUAAUUAGAAAAGAGUAAUGUUAACUAACAUGUCGUGGGAUAGAAAAUUUAUAUCGGAAAGUGUCAAAAGUUGAACUUCACUGUUGCAAUCCGUUGUCUCAACUCCUUCUUCCUUACCCAGCAUCGUUCCAAAUUCAUUCCAAACUCGCAAUAGUCGCAACUCGCAAGGUUUACUUAUCGGAAUGUCUGGUUCUGCUUGUGAGAUAAUGAUUCCUCUGUCGCCGAAGAGAAUAAAGCUCAGCGAGAGCGAAAAUGAAGACAGACUCAGCGACUUACCUGAAAGCAUUAUUCUUCACAUACUCUCGUUUUUAAACACCAACCACGCGGUUCAAACUUGCGUUUUAUCCACAAGAUAUAAGGAUCUUUGGAAACGUCUUCCUACUCUUACAUUGCAUUCUUCAGACUUUGGAGCUUACAAGAAAUUCACCAGAUUAGUGUCUAAAGUUUUAUUUCUUCGCGAUUCCUCUAUCGCACUACAAGCUCUUGAUUUUAAGCGUAGUAACGGUCGCUUUGAGCCUAAACUCGAAAAGAUUGUGAAUUAUGCUCUUUCACACAAUGUCAAACGAUUAGGACUACAUUUCAAUGGUGACAUUGCUCAAAUUCCGUCAACUGUGUUUUCAUGUCAGGCUUUAACGCAUCUUAAGCUUUCUAUUUACAAUGGUGGUAGAGAUCAUGAAACACCGUUUCCAAAAUCUCUCAAUUUGCCGGCUUUAACGAACUUGCAAUUAGGGGAUUUUGUAUUUGAUGUUGACGAUAAUGAUUGUGCCGAGCCAUUUUCGAUUUUUAACAGGUUGAAUAGUUUGCUCAUGUGCAAUUGUGUUGUAAGGGGUGGAAAAACACUCCGCAUAUCAAGUGUGACCCUUGUCAAUUUAACUAUAUAUCAUGACAGAUCCAUCUAUUACGAAAUUGAUUUAUGUACUCCAAGUCUUUGGAAGUUUGUUUUUACCGGUACUCCUUAUCUGAGUCUAUCUGGGAGCAGUAUUUCUUCUCUUAAACAUGUAGAUAUUGAUGCAGAAGUAGAGUCAAGUCAAAGGGCACCUCUUGUGUUUCUAUUAAGCUGGCUGGUAGUGUUUGCUAAUAUAAAAUCAUUGACAGUCACUGCAACUACUCUUCAGGUUCUCUCCUUAUAUCCUGAUGUUUUGAAGAUUAGAUUACCUUCCUUGCAUAACUUGAAGUCAUUGAAAGUGAGAAUGGAAGAACUUUUGUAUGGAUUUCGCAUGACACUAAGGGAUAUCAAGUUACAGAACGCCAAAUCAAAGAGAGAAGCUGCUAGGAUACGAAAAGCAUUUAAAGAAGGGUUGGAACCACCUUCACCCGUACCUGAUGGAAUAGUGGACUUCUUGUGUCAAAAUUCACCCUUGGUAGAAGUUGACUACAUAAAAUGCAGAAGGCGACAAAGAUACUUAUAAUUGAGAAGAUAUGGCAAUCUACAAUGUUCAGAGUUAUGCGCCUGAUCUGGAUCAUCAAGUUUCUUUUGGAAUAACCGGAAACUUGACUUUUCCUUUUUAAACUUUUGGGUGAGUCUGUAGCAGUAUAUGUGGCGCAGCUAUUGUUAUUGUAUUUUAGUUUUUGGCUACUCUUCAAUCUGAAGAAAGUAUCGAUUAUGCAGCGUGGUUGAAUGAUCUGGUCCUUCAUAUUUUACAGAAGGUCCUGAUGUUUUGUCUCCCUGUCCUAGCAUUUGCUUCAUGUAAUGAUAUGCCAACUGUAUUCUAUGUUGUGUAACUCUUGUUUCUUUUAGUCCUUCAUUCAAAAAUAUAUUCUGCUGUAGUUUUUAAGGUGCUUUAUCGUUUAA